Durusdinium trenchii is the source of this 1808-nucleotide messenger RNA. The record is from the annotation of a GenBank genome assembly. Lineage: Eukaryota; Dinophyceae; Suessiales; Symbiodiniaceae.
AGCAGAACUAAGCAGACUGUAGUUUGGCGCUAUGGAAAGCGUGCGGCGUCUUCAUACGGUCCUUGGCCACAUCAAUGGUCAUGCAGAGGAGCCACUGUGGGUGGCUCUGAUGGAUGCAGGGCACAACCCAGUUUCAAAGCCAAGGUACGGUUGUCGAUGCUCCGCAGAAAAGUGGCAGUAUGUUUGCAAGUGCUAUCCCUGCUUACGCCGCGCUGGGAGGGAAGAAGAUUUUGACUGGACACCUGAUAUCAUCGGAGCACAGCCCCAGUUCAUUCCUCCGCAGUGGAGAUCGAAGGCCGGUCUCAGAGCCGUCGCUUGUGCUGGCGAUCUGCCAAGACCCUCACCAAAGCGUCAACCGGAGCUCGUGACUUCGGAGGGUGCCACUCCUCGGAUGAGGCUUCCGGACGUCCCCGGGGCGCCGUGGGCGCCGCCCUUUGGGCCCGUGGCCAUCGGAGCACUGCCGCGCUUCGCGGGGAUGGCCACCUUCGCGCGGCUGCCGCAGCUCCAGGAGCUUCGCAGCUUGCAGGCCGCCAGAACGGCCGUCUUGCGGCUCCGCCCGAAGGAGGCAAAGAGUGGGGCCUUGGCCAGACUUCGAGGAGGCGCAAUGGGUGAUUUCGAGGCAAUUGGCGAGGAGGUGUCAUUGAGUGUUUCAGAAGAGCACAGUAACCUAGAGGUGGAGCUACAAGGGAUGCAAGCCACACUGGCUCUUUGGACACUGCCGGAUGCUUGGCAUCGUCACAUUUUCGAGUUUCCAAGUCCGAACGGCAAGAUUUCGCGUCUUGAAAUGGAGAUCUUUCUGGAGAAACGUCUGGAGCAGUUUGACAUUGCUUUGGUGGGUGUACCAUUUGACACGGGGUGCAGCUUCAGGCCAGGUGCGCGGUUCGGACCUGAAGCCAUCAGAAGCAACUCUCGCCUGACAAGACCAUACUUGAUUGCUCAGCAGCAGAGGCCCCUCCAAGAUAGGCAGGUGGUUGACACUGGAGAUGUCUUUGCAACACCUUUCAAUAUAGAUCAGGCCGUUCAACAAAUUUACGAGGGCUGCAAGGAGAGACUGCAAAUGUCACGACGUCUCGUGGUUUUCGGAGGAGAUCACACGCUCAGCUAUCCUUCCAUUAAGGCGGUGGCCGAAAGAUUUGGGCCAGUUGUGCUGGUUCACUUCGACUCGCACUUGGACACCUUCCCAAAACUGUGGGGCCAGGAUGUUUGGCAUGGAGCACCUUUCCGCAACUGCUGGGCAGAGGGUCUUUUGGCCAGAGAGGGAUCAACGCACAUUGGAAUUCGUGCUACGACCUAUUCCGCCGACGACUUUCACGACUCAGAUGCCAUGGGAAUUGCCACCCUGACGGCCGAGGAUGUACAUGAAAAGGGUGUGGAAGCUUGCGUUGAUGUCGUUCGAAGACGGUGGCAAGACUCCGGAGGAGCUCCGGUGUAUCUCUCUGUGGAUAUUGAUGUUCUCGACCCGUCCGUGGCUCCAGGCACCGGUACACCAGAAUUUGGCGGAUUGCUCGCUCACCAACUUCUUCAAUUUAUUAGAGGCUUAAAAGGACUACCUAUUGUUGCUGCUGAUGUGGUUGAAGUUGCACCAGCCUAUGAUCAUAGGCCUUGAGGGUCCCAAGGGUCCCAAGGGUCCCUUGUCUGGUGUCUUUGUCCUUUCGGUGUGGGCGGAGAAUCAUGACGUCUUUUUUGUAUAGGUAUAACAUCAAUGGCAGCGGCGAAUGUCAUGCUGGAGCAGAUCGGCCUGAUCAGUAGCUGCAUGGACUCAGAUGGUUUCACAAGUUGACAGCUCAAGACAUAAAAAAAGACAGCAG